AUGAAAACGGCAAACUCGAGAAGGAAAAUAUCAGAGGAAGCCACAAAUCUAGCCAUUAAGCUAAAGCUACCGACAAAUCAGUGCGGCGAGAAGAAACGAAAGCGUGAGUCCAUGCAGAGUCAAUCCAAACCAGUGAGAGGAAAGAGUGUAUGUUUUUGUAGUUCUUGAUUAAAGCAAAGGUGUGAUUUUCCUAGCAAUACAUUUUUCGCAUCUUUUUUUGACAGAGAAAUUUCCAGGUUGUUUUGUAAGAUCUGGAACAUUAACACCGUCUUUUUUACGGAUAAAGAUCCACCCCAAGUUGAAUUUAGCCGCUACAUCGGCAUUUAAUUCAUCUGCCCUAGCCCUGAGCUGCACUAAAUUCCUCUUCACAGACUGUUUCAAAACAGUUCGUUGAAACAUCUUCUUUCAUAUUGUUAAAAAGAUAUAACAGGACAAGGCCCUGUGUAUUCAAAUGUAACUCCAUAUCCUUUAACGAAUUCUAAAUAUUUUUUGGAUUUAAUACAUUCUGGUCUCAGGCGUCUCAUUGUACAUCGCACAAUAAGAGGCAUGAGCCAAUCAAUUCAAUCAUUGCGUCUAAAAAUGUAUGAAUCGAAUAUUGGUUGUAAUUUUGAAAAACCUUGUUACUGAAGGUUACGUCUUGGGAUGCAAUUACAUCGAAUAAAGUCCAUUGUGAAACCUUGUUUUCAUGUUUUCAGUUGCUGAGCUCCCGCGCACGCGAUGCUCCAUAGUCACGUACCACAGUUCUCCACUUGUAAAUUAUUUUCCUUUUCUCCAAAGUAGGUUUCUAUCGAAUGUUUGUUUCCUCAUAAGAAAAGCAACAAUUUAUACUAUAGAAACUGCGGUAAGUAUUGUGAAAUAAACAUCUUCCAUUUGGAUUUUGAACAGUGCUCCACUGAACUGUUAGUAAAACGUUUAAUAAACUCUUAAUAAACGAUGAGUGGAGCACUGUGCAUUUUCUAACUUUCUCGCCUUGUCAGAUAAAGGUUUCCUCAAAGAUUACAAGAAAAUAGCUUUCUCGUCAAAGUUAUGUGCUUAAAUGAUAGUCAAAAAGUUCCUUAGAGUUAAAAAAAAGGACAAGUUCCCAUGGAGCACUGUCAAAGAAUGUCACGUUGCGUGCGUGAUUUACAAUGAGUUGAGCAAAUAUUCUGCGGUAGGUUUCCUGUUCUUAUUUCUUGUCCACAGUAAGUUUGGCAAAAAAUCUUCGACAGGGAGGCAAAUUCACCGGAUAUUUUCGGUGGUAUUUAUUUUCCGAAAUGGAAGAAUUGCCAAUAAGGUAAAAUAUUAACCUGACAUUUAGCUUGAUCGACUCACAGACCCCGCCUUUUGCUUAUACUCAUGUCGCCUAAAGAAUGAAAAGUCCUUUUGGAAAUCAAUGUUUUUGCUACCAAAGUUUCUAGGUAACGGGUGCUGGAAUAUAGACAAUGUCGUUUUCCCUGACUGCGAUCUGCUUGUUGUAAUCGUCGUUGUGAUUAAAAGCAACCACAUUACUUAGUUGUAGCAGUUCGUCGUCAUUCCGUGUACUAAAUAACAGGCGCAAUGACCAUUUUACUAGACACGAACAUAUAUCUCCAAGGUUUGAGUGGUUUUCGAUGUUUUUGCUCUGUUUUGCUCUUAUGCCAUCUGGUAUUCAAGAAAAUAUCCCUAUAUUUACUUUCCUUUUAGUAAGAAGAUAGCUUUGUAGCGCGGACAAUCCUGGUCAAAACGUUAGGGACACUUUGCGUUUUAGGUGAGGAAAAUGUAAUUCUAGUUGACCCCCCUCCCCCCUGAACAGUGUUGGGUGUUACAAGUCAAACACCUUUUACAUAUCUUGUACACUUUAUGAACCUCAACUUUGUUUAGGGGGGUGGGGGCAAAAUCUUGUUAAGGCCGUAUUUAUGAGUGUGUAUUGCAGGUUAGCUGCAAAUUCCAUACAAAAACCAAGUGAAAAAGGGGAGGUGUCCCAAAACCUUUUGGCCAGGAUUGUAGUAGUAGAAGGCACCGAAGAGACUCGAAAAAUUUUUGUACUUUUCCCUCACAUAAACUAAUAAUUGCAGCAUGAAUGGGAAAACACCUACUGACAUGUUUUGCCCUUCGCUUAGGCUUUUAAGUGUUGUUAUUUUUGAAAUAGUGUUUUAGUUUUCCUUUUGUUUGUCUUUUUUGUAGGAUUUGCUGAACACAGUAGUCAAUGAAGACAGUAAAAUUGUGGUUAAGUACUCUUCUGAGAGAUCAAUCAAUCUUUCUGUAUUAAACAGCAAAAAAGUUGCUUUUGUCAUGCAUGAGAGCCUGAAGGUGGCAUCUAAUUUAUUUACGAUCAGAAGGUGCUUUAAGCUUUAUUCAUCACUUCUAAGGUGUACUAGCUACUUCUCUCUGACUGGGACAAAUUAA
This is a messenger RNA of Porites lobata, 2364 nucleotides long. NCBI's taxonomy places the organism in Eukaryota, Metazoa, Cnidaria, Anthozoa, Scleractinia, Poritidae. The record is from the annotation of a GenBank genome assembly.